Candoia aspera is the source of this 2073-nucleotide messenger RNA. Its product is annotated as vomeronasal type-2 receptor 26-like. Gene Ontology annotation, cellular component: plasma membrane. NCBI's taxonomy places the organism in Eukaryota, Metazoa, Chordata, Lepidosauria, Squamata, Candoiidae. Gene Ontology annotation, molecular function: G protein-coupled receptor activity. The transcript has 4 exons. The coding region runs from base 1 to 2073 and encodes 690 amino acids. Gene Ontology annotation, biological process: G protein-coupled receptor signaling pathway. The record is from RefSeq and is a predicted model, not a curated record.
AUGGUCCCCAAUGAAGACAAUCAAUAUGUGGGGAUUAUCCAAUUGCUUCAGUAUUUUAGAUGGUCGUGGAUUGGGUUUUUUGCUGUGGAUAAUAAUAGUGGAGAACAUUUCCUGCAGACAAUGGAGCCAUUACUUUCUGAGAAAGGAAUGUGUUCAGCAUUUACGCAACGGAUCCCACAAAUAGCUCAUGGGGAAAACCUGGAUAAAUUUGCUAAAUUAGUCACAGACAUUUAUAUGCAUUUCCUCAAUGAGAAAGUAAGAGUGUUUCUCAUCUAUGGUGAAUCUUUGAUGUUCUCCUGGCUCAGAUCGAUUUUAUGGGUCAAAAGUGUUUUAUUUCUACAAGACCCUGGAAAUAUUGAGAAGAUAACAUUUCGGAAGGUAUGGAUCAUGACAUCUGAGAUUGAUUUCAUAUUAGUGGGUUUUCAAAAGAAUUUGGAUCUUGACUUAUUUUACGGAUCUCUUUCCUUUACUACUCACUCGAAAGAUAUUCCGGGCUUUAAAGGUUUUGUUCACACCAUAAAACCUAAUAGUAACAAAGAAGAUGGUUUUUUUAAGGAUUUCUGGGAGCAAGCCUUUGACUGUUUUUUCCCAGAUCCAGACAAGGUCAUGGGGGAUGGUGACGCAUGUACUGGAGAGGAGAACCUGGAGACCCUUCCUGGAUCUCAGUUUGAAAUGAGUGUGACGGGCCACAGCUACAGUAUCUACAAUGGGGUUCAUGCCUUGGCUCAUUCUUGGCAUGAAUUCUUAUUCAGAUCCAGGCACAGAACUGUGGUGGGUGAUCAUAUGUCUAGACUUCCAGAUCUCCAAUCCUGGCAGCUCCACCCAUUUCUUCAAGGCAUUUCAUUUAACAACUCAGCUGGUGAACUUGUGUCCUUUAAUGAUAAAGGAGAGAUGAAAGGUGGAUUUGACAUCAUGAACAUAGUCACUUUUCCCAAUGGCUCCUUCCAGAGAGUGAAAGUGGGAAUGCUGGAUCGAAAUGCUCCAGGGGGAAAAUUUAUAAUCUUUAAUGAAGAUCAGAUUGUCUGGCAUAGGAAUUUGGAUCAGAUCCUUCCACUUUCUCUUUGUAAUGCACACUGCCAUCCUGGAAAUCAGAAGAAGAAAAAGGAAGGAGAGAAAUUCUGCUGCUAUGAUUGUGUUCCAUGCCCAAAUGGGAAGAUUUCUAACAAAAUGGAUGUGGAUGACUGUUUCCAAUGCCCUGAAGAUCAAUAUGCAAACAGGGAGCAAGAUGGAUGUAUCCCUAAAAAGAUAACUUUCCUAUCAUGUGCUGAACCUCUGGGCAUCACCUUAACUUCCAUUUCCCUUUCCUUCUCAUUGAUCACAGCCUUUGUCUUUUGGUCCUUUAUUAAACACAGAGACAGUCCCAUCGUCAAAGCCAACAACCGGGAUCUCACCUACAUGCUUCUUCUCUCCAUCCUGCUCUGCUUCCUCACCUCUUUACUGUUCCUGGUGCAACCUGGAAAAGUGACCUGCUACCUCAGACAGUCUGCUUUUGGGAUCAUCUUCUCAUUUGCUGUCUCUUGUGUCUUAGCCAAAACUAUGCUGGUUUCUCUUGCAUUCAUGGCCACAAAGCCUGGAUCCAGGAUGCGGAGAUGGGUGGGACAAAGAUUGGCCUUUUCCAUUGUCUUUUCCUGCUCUCUCCUCCAGGCCAGCAUUUGUACUGUGUGGUUGUCAACCUCUCCCCCCUUUCCUGAGUUAGAUAUGCACUCAAUCACAGAAGAAAUCCUCCUCCAAUGCAAUGAAGGGUCGUCCUCCAUGUUCUAUUGUGUCCUGGGCUACAUGGGCCUCCUGGCCCUCACCAGCUUCAUUGUGGCCUUCCUUGCCCGCAAAUUACCAGAUACUUUCAAUGAAGCCAAGUUCAUCACCUUCAGCAUGUUGGCCUUCUGCAGUGUCUGGGUCUCCUUUGUUCCAACCUAUCUGAGCACCAGAGGAAAAGCCAUGAUGGCUGUGGAGGUCUUCUCCAUCUUGUCUUCUGGUGCUGGGUUACUGUGCUGUAUUUUUUUCCCCAAAUGCUACAUCAUCAUGCUGAGGCCUGAGUUAAGCAAGAGGAAGUUAUUAAUAAGAAGCAAAGAGUAA